AUGCCCGGCCGAUCCAACUCACAGGCGCCAUCCCGCGGCCAAUCAAACACACAAGCGUCAUCCCAAAUGAACACGCGCAGGCAAACCAUUUCCACUGGCUCAUCUAGACGCCGUACCUCCAGGCUCGCCAAGGCACAAGAGGCCGCUGCGGAAGCACGCAGGGCAGCAUUCCUACGACUUUCUCAACGACGAGGGCUGGGGGGUCUGGCGAAUAGUUUUCCACAAGAAUCGAGUGAAGAAUCUGACGCAAGCGAAGAUCCCUCCGACAAAGGAGAUGGCCAAGGACAUUAUGACGAUACUGCGAACCCAUUUGAUCCCGCUCCUGGAAGCUCAAAUAUUUUUAAUCCCCAGCGCAAUGACAGCGGACUCGAAGAGCAUGCAGAAUACUAUUGCCUUCGACGCUAUGCUGACAGAAGAGAGGAGAUUAGUCGACAAUGGAACGAGCUCAAUAACCAAGUUGUUGCUGCAUACCUACUGUGCCAACAAACCACUCUCAACUGGACCACCCCACCAAACAAUUACACCCUACCCCCAGGCGUAUGUACAUGUCCAUCCAACGACAUUUCAAUACGGAAAGUGGAUUUACUCGAUAUGCUCCGGAAGCCCAUACCUUUUUGCAAGUGCACACCGGAUGUUGUUCGAUUGAUUCACUACGGUUAUUUCGCAUGUUCGGCAGAAGCACCUCGCACAGCCUUUUCAAUACGACUGGUUCAGUACCACCAUCACUUGUGGCAAGCAACCGCAGUAUCUGCGUCGGGGUUCAUUGAAUCUCUGAGCUCUUUCCUCGACACUCGUACCGAUUCUCCUUUGCUCAACCGUGGAAGUACUCAUAAGCGUCGUCAGCUCCGCGUCCCCUUCUCACACUGCAGCGACCUCUACUCCCGCAUCCUGACUAGCCAAAAAAAAUUGUUUGAAGAUGGAUUACAACUGACCAAAUCAGACAAGUGGGCUAACAAAUGCCCACAAUGUUUUGGACCCCAACACCACGAGGUUAAAUCUGAUCCGACUGAGCCCGACUUUAUGAUAGCACUAGACGGAAACUUUCAGCAACGACACUAUGCAGAUGCAAGCAAAGAUAAUCCACGUGAGGAGCAAUACCCCGAAAGCUUUAUCCUCCCUUCGAAGAUUGCAAAUGACAUGGAGGCUUUAAGUGCAUCAGAGCAUGUGGCAGUAGGCAUCAAUGUAUGUUAUUACGUUACUCUUUGA
Puccinia triticina is the source of this 1206-nucleotide messenger RNA. RefSeq lists its product as uncharacterized. NCBI's taxonomy places the organism in Eukaryota, Fungi, Basidiomycota, Pucciniomycetes, Pucciniales, Pucciniaceae. Bases 1 to 1206 code for a protein of 401 amino acids. The transcript is spliced from 2 exons. The record is from RefSeq and is a predicted model, not a curated record.